AUGCAUUUCACGGUCAGGUCAAGGGCCGCUGUGACUACAGUCCUCAGCUCAUCUCUGGGAAAGCGGCAUCUCUCUAUGUCCAGGGCACGCACGUCUCCAAUCACCACUUUCUCCAUCAACGGUGAUCGAUUAUGGAACGAUAUUCAUCACACUGCACAGUUCAGCGCACCUUCUCCCGGUGGAGUGACACGUCUAUGUGCCGAUGACAAUGACAAGAAAGUGCGAGAUUGGUUCCGAGAUCAAGUGCUCGCUUUGGGUGCAGAUUACAAGGUAAAUGCCACAGGGACCCAAUUCGCACUUAUCCAAGGUACCGACAACACCAUCCCGCCGAUCGCCAUGGGUAGUCAUUUCGACACAGUAGCGACGGGAGGUAAAUUUGACGGUCCAUUAGGGGUUCUCUGCGCGUUAGAAGUCCUACGAAGUUUCCGCGAACAGAAUAUCAAGACCCGAGCACCCCUCGUGGCCAUCAACUGGACCAACGAAGAAGGCGCCCGGUUUUUCCCGCCUCUGGGUUCGUCUCAGGUAUACGCGGGCCAAAGCACCAUCACGGCGGCUCACGCCUCGUACUCGAACGACGGGUCUCCCGAGACCAUGGGCAGCGAACUCGAGCGCAUAGGCUAUGUCGGGUCCGGACCCAACACGUUCGAAGAGUUCCCCAUAUCGGCGCACUUUGAAGUGCACGUCGAGCAGCAGAGCAGUCUGGAGCGGGCUGACAAGCCCGUCGGAUGGGUGGAAGGGUGGGAAGGCAUGACGUGGUACGAGGUCGUGUUCCAUGGGGCGGACGGCCACGCGAACACGGCCGCCAUGCACGGACGAAAAGAUAGCGUCCAGGGCGCGGCUAAGUUCAUGACGAGCAUCGAGACGCUCGCGCACGACAUGCACGGCCGGAGCACGGUGACGGCCAUCGAGAGCGGGCCCGUGGGAGCGUGCAAUAUCCAGUCGCGGACCAAGGUGGUGUUUUGCCUAAUGCACGCCGACGCUGAGGGGUUGCUGGAGAUGGGACGACGGGCAGAAGCAUUGGCAAAAACCGCGGCUUCGAUCCACGGUCUGGGGCACGCCAUGAGCCGUACUCUGCACCUCUUGCCGGGAGAUUUUACGCCGGAAGCGGUGGACUGUGUCGCGCGCGCCUGUGGUGAAAAGGGGGUGGGCGCACGUACGUUGACGGGCCACGACUCGCUUGAGACGUUGCUUGUCGCACCGACGGCCAUGGUGUUUGUGAGGUCCAAGGACGGCGUGAGCCAUUCGGCGAAAGAGUGGAGUGACAAGGAUGAUUGUGCUGAGGGAGCUUUGGUCCUGGGGAAGUCCGUCUUGAAUUUUGACGAGUACCUUUUGAGGAGGAAGUGA
Exophiala spinifera is the source of this 1344-nucleotide messenger RNA. RefSeq lists its product as uncharacterized. The record is from RefSeq and is a predicted model, not a curated record. Gene Ontology annotation, molecular function: hydrolase activity, acting on carbon-nitrogen (but not peptide) bonds, in linear amidines. The coding region runs from base 1 to 1344 and encodes 447 amino acids. Lineage: Eukaryota; Fungi; Ascomycota; Eurotiomycetes; Chaetothyriales; Herpotrichiellaceae. The transcript has 4 exons.